UUCAUCCACUCCACCCUACCACCAUAAUUUCAAAACGCCACUGUGGGACGGACACUGGAAGAAGCAAAAAAGUGGAGUGCCCCAUUCACCUAACUUCAAAAACUGAUUUUCCCCGCCCCAUUACCAGCCCUCCGUCAACGCAGAUUAACGGCUCAGAUUCUCUACCAUUAAUCUUCGUUUCCCCCUUCUCUUCUUCCAUAGUUCAACUUUCCUGAGCUCGGUUCUUCUGCUUUGCUACUUCUCUGGACAAUCAUCAUUUUCCCGCAGAAUUUUUCACUUUCCGGGAAAAUUUCUGGAAAAACAUUUCAAAAAUCGACAGAUUUUCCAACUGGGUCAGUGGGAUUUUCUGGGUAUGUUUGGGCAGUGAGAAAAUCAACGAAGAAUGCCUGUUUCGACUCGGUCUCAGAUCAUGAACGAGGGCCAAAAUGAAGCAACUUCAUGUCAAGAAGAUAAACAGCAUCUGAAUCUUCCACCUAGAAAUCUUCACCAUGGAUUGAAAGAGAAAAUGAAGGCAUUAACCCUUUUGUACGAGCAGCAGAAGCUUGCUUCUGCAGCUCUCAGGAGGUCAUCACCAAAAGGGGAAGAUCUAAGAUUCACAACGCAUUCAAGCCUGGAGCUAAAGGGUUGUUGUAAGAAAGAGGUGAAAGAGGCGAAGCUUGAGAAUGUGAUGAGAGAAAAUGCAAUGCCUAAUUCAACUGUUACAAGAACUUACGUUCUUCCCCAACCGCCGAUGGCCGAUGCAAAGGAGAAUGUGGGGGUUGGAACCGAUCGAAUUGUCGGGUUUUCAUGCUCGAGAAAGGCGAGUGAGUUGACGAGUGUAGCGAGGAAGUUGUCAUUAGGGAACUCAAUGGCUGUGAUGGAAGAGAAGGAGAAUGUGGGGUGUAAGAAUAUGCAAGAAAUGGAGGAAUUUGGGAGUUCUUCAGAGAAGGAGAGUUCUGGGAAAACCCGGAUUUUGGUGUUUGUGAGGCUAAGGCCAAUGGCUAAGAGGGAAAAGGAAGCGGGAUCGAGGUGUUGUGUUAAAAUAGUGAAUGGAAGAGAUCUUUAUUUGACAGAGUUUGCUAAUGAGAAUGAUUAUUUGAGGCUGAAGAGGCUUCGUGGACGCCAUUUUACCUUUGAUGCUUCUUUUCCGGACACUACAAAUCAGAAGGAAGUCUAUUCCACCACGACAGCAGAGGUUGUAGAGGGAGUAUUACAGGGAAGGAAUGGGUCUGUGUUCUGCUAUGGAGCCACUGGGGCUGGAAAGACCUACACAAUGCUAGGAACGGUUGAGAACCCUGGAGUUAUGGUUUUAGCUAUCAAAGACCUCUUCACCAAGAUUAGGCAGAGGAGCUGCGAUGGGAACCAUGCCGUUCACCUCUCUUAUAUUGAGGUCUACAAUGAAACAGUCAGAGAUUUGUUAUCCCCCGGAAGGCCAUUAGUCCUCCGAGAAGACAAGCAGGGCAUUGUUGCUGCUGGUCUUACACAAUACAGAGCUUACUCCACAGAUGAAGUGAUGGCGUUGCUUCAGCGGGGAAAUCAAAACCGCACAACCGAACCGACCCGUGUUAACGAAACUUCUUCACGGUCUCAUGCUAUACUUCAGGUAACAGUUGAAUACCAAGCCAGAGAUGGUGGAAUGAACGUCGUAAACCGAGUAGGGAAGCUGUCAUUGAUUGAUCUUGCUGGGUCAGAGAGGGCACUUGCCACAGACCAAAGAACACUAAGAUCUCUUGAGGGAGCAAACAUAAACAGAUCACUACUUGCUCUAAGUAGUUGCAUCAAUGCCCUUGUGGAAGGAAAGAAGCACAUUCCUUAUAGGAAUUCAAAACUCACACAGCUUCUUAAGGACUCAUUAGGAGGAGCUUGUAACACUGUGAUGAUUGCAAAUAUUAGCCCAAGCGACUUAUCAUUUGGUGAAACCCAAAAUACACUUCAUUGGGCUGAUCGUGCUAAAGAGAUCAGAACUAAGAUUGCAGAGGCAAAUGAGGAGAUAAUGAUGAAGGUACCCGAAUCUGAAUCAGACCAGGCUAAACUAUUGCUCGAAUUGCAGAAAGAAAAUCGAGAAUUGCGCGUGCAGUUGGUUCGUCAGCAACAGAAGUUGCUAACCUUACAGGCGCAAUCCUUGGCUGCGGUCGCUUCAUCGACCCCGUCUUCAGCCACAUCUCUUCUAACUCCUCCAACAUCAGUCCACCAAAAUGAGAGACGAAAACCAAGAUCCUCCUUCUUAAAUGGGAACUGUUUUACACCAGAAUCUAGAAAGAAGGGAGCAGAGGAAGCGGUUCGAGAGCUUCGCCGCACGGUGAAACAAUUAGAAGCAGAGCUUGAGAAGACAAAGAAAGAGCACAUUGUGGAGUUAAAGCACAAAGAUGAUCUUAUUAAUGAACUCUUGAAGAAGGGCGAAAAACCAACAGGGACAAGAAGCAGCUUAAGACCAAAGGAACCAAGCGUAGGUGAGCUGAGGAGCCCAAGCCACCGUUUCAAAUCACCAGCUCCAACAGCUAAAAAACGAAGCUUUUGGGACAUAACAACAACUAAUAGCCCUUCUGUUGCCACAUUAAAUGGAAGGAAGACUAGAAGCCAUGUCCUUGCAGAACCUCCUACUGCUGCUCCCUCUUUGCUUCGUCAGCCGGGUUUUGCUCGACAGAAGCCAUAGCUUCGGAGUAAGACUCAAAGAAGAGAUUGACAAGAAGAAACAGGAUUGCCACUAUGAGAAGAACAAAAGGUAUAAAGAAGUCCUGCUUUAGGAGGGAGCGUUAUGGUAUAUAAUUCUUCUGCUUCUUCUGAUGGAUUUUUCAUGUAUACAACUGAUUAGCCCAUAGAUUUUCUUAGUUUUUUCUGUUCUUGUUAUGUGAAUCUUUGCGACUGAAACUGUGUUACAUAUUAUUUUAUUCUUUCUUAGUCAAAACCCAUGUACUGACUAACUGGAACACAUUCCAUGAGAUAUCUCUUCACUUUGUUUGCUUUGUCUGAGGUAUCAUCUGGGUAUUUAUUAAUCACCCCAAGAAUGACAAGUUUCAACUUUAUUUUCUCUCUCAA
Cucurbita pepo subsp. pepo (vegetable marrow) is the source of this 3015-nucleotide messenger RNA. Its product is annotated as kinesin-like protein KIN-8A. Lineage: Eukaryota; Viridiplantae; Streptophyta; Magnoliopsida; Cucurbitales; Cucurbitaceae. Gene Ontology annotation, biological process: microtubule-based movement. Gene Ontology annotation, molecular function: ATP binding; microtubule motor activity; microtubule binding. The record is from RefSeq and is a predicted model, not a curated record.